This is a messenger RNA of Aaosphaeria arxii CBS 175.79, 565 nucleotides long. RefSeq lists its product as uncharacterized. Gene Ontology annotation, biological process: iron-sulfur cluster assembly. Gene Ontology annotation, cellular component: L-cysteine desulfurase complex; mitochondrion. Lineage: Eukaryota; Fungi; Ascomycota; Dothideomycetes; Pleosporales. The record is from RefSeq and is a predicted model, not a curated record. The coding region runs from base 28 to 369 and encodes 113 amino acids. The transcript has 4 exons.
CCCUCCACAACACAACACAUACAAGCCAUGUCAUUAACACAACUCGGCAAAGGCGAUAUGCCUUACCAAGUGCGAUCACUGUAUCGGAAUCUCCUUCGGAACAGUCGACAGUUCGCAGCAUACAAUUUCCGCGAGUACGCGAAGCGGAGGACGAGGGACAGCUUCCGGGAGCACCAGAACGAGACAGAGGAGAGGCGGAUACAGGAGUUAAUGCAGAAGGGUUUGAAGGAGCUGCAGAUGCUUAAGAGACAAACUGUCAUCAGUCAAUUCUAUCAGCUCGAUAAGCUGGUUGUCGAGGGAGGCAAAACGGGGGAGCAGAAGGGCAAUGAGGGUGGCAUUGUGAGGCAAAAGGAUACUGGCUGGGACUAGACUCUGUUGCAGCGAUUAAAGAAGGUAUCAAGGUCGAAGCUGCUGUUCUGCGACUUCAAGGCGUUUCCGUGUCCAGGGUUGGCGCACAUGCCUGAUGAAAGGCAUCACGAAUAGCAUCUGUUGCUGUGCUUGUAGUAUACAAUAUUGUACUAUAUACUUAUGUAUUCUCUCCGAAUAUAGCGUACGCUUUCUCAAU